Didymella exigua CBS 183.55 is the source of this 2805-nucleotide messenger RNA. Its product is annotated as WD40 repeat-like protein. The transcript is spliced from 2 exons. The record is from RefSeq and is a predicted model, not a curated record. Gene Ontology annotation, cellular component: nucleolus. Gene Ontology annotation, molecular function: protein binding; RNA binding. The coding region runs from base 1 to 2805 and encodes 934 amino acids. Lineage: Eukaryota; Fungi; Ascomycota; Dothideomycetes; Pleosporales; Didymellaceae. Gene Ontology annotation, biological process: positive regulation of transcription by RNA polymerase I; positive regulation of rRNA processing.
AUGCCACAGGUAGCGCCCCAGGCAGCGCCCAAAGCGAAGAAUGCGCCCAGUGCUGCACCCAAGCCCGCGAAAACGAACGCUGCCAAAGACGAUGCUGCAUCCAAGCCCAAAGCAAAGAAGCCGAACACCAAGGGCGCAAAGGACUGGACCAUCUCGUCCGCCCAGGGCGGCUGGUUCCUGCCUCGCGACCCUGUCUUCUCGGUCGAUGAGAAGUUCGUCAUUCUUGCUACGCAAAAGGCGCUCGAGGUCUACGUUGCCGAGACGUCGCUUCUGGCGUACAAGCUCCCGGUGAGCGGCGCUGGAGAGGUCACCGCAUACGCUCUUUCUGCCACCGACUCGAACCGAGUCUACGUCGCAGAAUCGACCGGACUGAUCACACUGUGGAAUUGGGUGUCGAGGCAGAAGAUUGGCCGUUGGGACAUCGGCGCAACGGUGCGCAACAUGGCGGUCAUUACACACUCUGACGAAGAUCUCGUCUACUGCCAUGAGCCGGGCAAGAGCCACAUCGUCAACGUACACGCCCUGCGGACAGGCGCACAAGCUUCGACCACCGAACUCAAGCCGAUCUUGAAGACUAGCCUAAACAUUCUGGACAUCCAGGUGCUGCUGGAGGGCAAGUUUGUCGUUGUGGCCUGUGGCGACUCGCUGAUGGUAGGCAAGCGCCAGAAGCAGAGCAAGACAGCUGUGCAGGACUUCGAGUACGUCUGGCGCGAGCUAAAGUUCGCCCAACGCCUCACGACAUUCAAUGCAUAUGUUCGCGAUCCAGCUGAGGUGACUGGCAGGGCUGCAAAAUCCACUCAGGAUCAGAGGGACAUCGUUGACAUUGCCAUCGGCGACGUGUCUGGCGUGAUACUUUUGUUCGAGGACAUCCUGGCAAGCUUCGCUGCUAUUGAAAGCGUUCAGAAGGGUGGAAAGACCAAGGCAGACAAUGCUGAGAGUCUGAGGCCGAAGAGGCUGCAUUGGCACAGGGAUGCGAUUGGAUCGGUGAAGUGGUCGUUAGAUGGCAACUAUGUCAUCUCCGGUGGCGACGAGACUGUCAUGACGAUCUGGCAACUCGCCACUGGGAAACCACAGCACCUGCCGCAUCUUACGGCAGCGAUCGAGAGCAUAGUAGUCUCGCCAUCAGGCUCUUCAUACGGAGUCACGCUGGCAAACAACUCCGUCGUUGUGCUUUCGACUACUGAGCUCGAAGCUAAGACUAACAUUGUCGGAGUUCAAUCUCGCCGGAUUGAGAUCGAACAGCUGCCAAAGAACGCUGAUGCAGAGUCGCCACCCGCUUCCUACGAGAUCUUCCGACCGGUUCCCUUGACCAUCAACCCCAUGAACCCGGCAGAGGUCAUGUUCUCCGUGCCCUCGUCCCAGCCGCGUUACCGAAACGAUGGUCUCCGCGCCGAGCCUUAUUUGCAGACAUACGAUCUCGCAAACCAGCACACAUCCUCAAAGCAGGCUCUGACUCGAAAUAACGCAACCGAUCCCAACCUGACACCUGAAGGCCAGCGAAUCCUCGAACCUACAGUUACCCUAGCGCAAGUGAGCCAUGAUGGCGAGUGGCUUGCCACGGUUGACGAGUGGACACCGCCUCAAGCUGAUACAUCGUACUUGGAUGAGGGUAUUCCUGAGUUCAAGGAAGAGGAGCGCAUCCAUCGCCGUGAGGUCUACCUAAAGAUCUGGAAAAGGGAUGCACAGCUCGGGCAAUGGAAACUUGAGACCAGGUUGGACGCCCCGCACUUUUUCCAGGACAUUUCUGCAAACGGUAAGGUGUUCGAUUUGAUCGCAGAUCCUACCGCACCAGGGUUCGCUACAGUCGGAGAGGACCACUUCGUCCGAGUGUGGAGACCGAAGACAAGACUGCGAGAUGGUUUGGUCGUACGCGGAGCUGAGCAGCAGGGUCUUGUGACAUGGUCGCUCGAUUGCUCUGUCGAGAUCAGCGAUAAGCUGGAUGUCCUUGAUGCGGGCGCAAGUGCCCAGCAGGUUCUGCCGCUUCGAAAUUCGCGCUUGGCCUUCUCUGCUGAUGGAUCAGUCAUUGCUGCGGCUAUCUCUUGGGCUUCUGAUGAAGACCCUGGAGUUGUACACUUGAUCGAUGCGAGCACCACUGCCAUUCAGCGAUCCUUGACGGAGAUCGAUGUCGUUGCCUUGAGCGGUCUCGCGAUCCUUGAUCGUCAUUUGAUCAUUGUCGGCGACUCCAUCACAGUCUGGGAUAUGGUACGAGAUCAGUUGGUCUACUGCGUACCUGUCAACACUCCCGGUAUUGAUCGAUUUGACCGUGUGCCUCUUGUCAAGCUGGCUGCGAACGAGACCGACAGCACAUUUGCCGUGUCCCUCCCCCGAUUUGAAAACAGCAACGCCCGCUUCCAAAGAGCUUCAUCGACCACGCAAGUCUAUAAGCCUCAGCACGCAGGAGCGCUGUGGUCGACAAAAAACUCCUCUAUCAAUCUUGCUCUUGCAUCUCGGCAAAGCGAGAGGGGUUAUGUCACCCUUGACUCAGCAGCUAACAUUCGUGUCAUCAGCCCCACUUCUCAUGGUACAGCGCAUCUGCCAACACCUCCACCGGAAGACGUCCCGCAGCAGAUUUCAUAUACCCAGGCAGAUGAUACCAUGGAUGUCGAAGACGAUGAUAUUCUGGCCCUGCCGAAUAUCGAUGAUGUUCUCAACAGCGAAGACAGCGAUGCAGUUGUGGUCAAGUCGGAGCAGCUGCAACAGCUGUUUGAAGAGAGCGGUCAGAGUAAUGCGACAGGCUCGCUGAGUGCACUGCUCAGUGCUGUCAUUGCAUUACACCAACAGCCAACAUCUCUGCCUUUAAGAUAG